CCCUUCGGACCGUCCGGGCGUGUUGUUCCUUUGGCCAACCGGCGACCCAUAAAGAAGCUAUUUUUGCUUCGUGUCGCGAUUCGUCAUACAGCGUGCGCACUUUGUCAGUGAUCGUUCGCGGAAAAUUGGACCGAAGAAAAGUCUACUCCACUGGACGGAAACAUCAUGAAAGAGCAGACCCUUCAACUGACCGCCGACGAACGUGACGCGAAAGAGUACUUCACCACGCUGUUUGCGGCAUUGAAUACACCCUGCGAUGAGGGCACCGGGGCCGACCUUGAGGCCCGCCUGCCUCCCUGGUACGACGACGCCAAAUUUAAGCGCGGCCAGCGAUUCUACGCCGACAAUCGGUUCGGCAUCCUGCAGGCCUCGUUCUGCAGCCUCCUGGUGUUGCUGGCCGACCCGAAGGGGUUGCGCAUCCUGGAGCACACUGGCCGCUCGAGCACUGUCGAGACGGCCCGCAAGCGCUACGUGUCCACCUUCAUCCACCUGAGCGACUGGUACGAGUGCGAACUGACACCGGGCUCAAGAUCGUGGAAAUCGCUGUCCCAGGUGCGCCGGAUGCAUCUGAGCGCGUCGCGGAGCGCCACCAAGCGGCAGCUCGGGCACAUCAACCAACCGGAAAUGGCGUUGACCACGUUCGGUUUCAUGGGGUUCCCGCUGGUGCGACCGCAUCUGCUCGGCAUCCGGUACGACAACCGGGAGGAUCGGGAAGCGUUCGUUCACGUGUGGGCCGUGAUCGGGUACAUGCUGGGGGUUCACGAUCGCUACAACAUGUGCCUGCCCCGGCUGGAGGUUGUGGAGAUGAUCUGCCGGAUGGUGAUGCGGUAUGUGUUCGUUCCGUCGCUGCAGCUCGAGUCGCCCCUGUUCCGGCAAAUGGUUGGUGCGAUCGUGGACGCAUUUGACGGCUACAUGCCGUUCAUGUCGUACGAAAGUGUGGCAUUCCUGACGUGCCGGCUCGUCGGCAUUCCCGGGUACCAGUACGCCGUCGACCGGAAGAAGGAGUUUAUCUGCCGGGCGAUACUGACGCGCGCCGAACUGGACGCCGUGCUGGAGUGUAUGGGGGCGAAGGACGGCUACCGGCGGGUGUUCGCCAUGUAUCGGGCCAUUUUCUGCGAUCGCCUGCGGCUGUACAGUGUGAAGGAAACGUACGGUGCGGAGGUCUACCAGAACUACUUGGAGUCGGGUGAGGGAGUAAACGGCACCUACACGAAGCUGCGUACAACCGACGAGAACGACAACGAGGCAAUGCCGGGAGCGAUGCCGAAGGGUUCGGAGCAGGAGCUGCGCGAGCUGCUGGGCCUCAAACACAACCAGGAGCUGAUCGUGACGCACAUCGACGACGAGGACGAGUGGGACACGUACCUGAACGACAGCAAACUGAAGCUACUGUCGCCGGGCGGCCAGAACAACGUUAAAAUGACCAUUCGGACGCUCAACAUGUGUUACAACCCGAUCGGACGCUUCGUGAAUGAGUCGGUCCUUUCGGUGAUCCUGUACCGGGUGCGAAAGUUACAGGCCAAGUAAUCGCACCCACGAACCUUACAAUGCAAUAUU
This is a messenger RNA of Anopheles cruzii, 1557 nucleotides long. RefSeq lists its product as uncharacterized. The transcript is spliced from 3 exons. The record is from RefSeq and is a predicted model, not a curated record. Gene Ontology annotation, molecular function: oxidoreductase activity. Bases 166 to 1527 code for a protein of 453 amino acids. NCBI's taxonomy places the organism in Eukaryota, Metazoa, Arthropoda, Insecta, Diptera, Culicidae.